Molecule: messenger RNA, 5931 nt
Organism: Argiope bruennichi
Lineage: Eukaryota; Metazoa; Arthropoda; Arachnida; Araneae; Araneidae
Product: zinc finger protein basonuclin-2-like
Exons: 4
Coding region: 1075-4926 (1283 amino acids)
Biological process (GO): regulation of DNA-templated transcription
Cellular component (GO): nucleus
Source: RefSeq, a predicted model, not a curated record
AACGCGUGGUUAAACCACGUGGAUAAGAGAAUCCGGAGAGAGCAGAUGAUUCGAUUCGCAAACUGCAUGAGGGAGAAAAAAGCUCCGACGGUGGCAAGAAUAAUUGCCAGCAGAUUGCAUUAUAUUCCCUCCCUUCUACAUCCUUCGCCUAAUUAUUCCCUAAGUGAAGCGAAUUAAAUGAAUCCGUGUCUGUAUCAUCAAGCAGCAUGACUUGCAUCAAACUGAUUUCAACGAUUACAAGCGCUGAAAUCACCUCGGCUUGAUGUGUGGAUUGGAAAAUUUCUUGCUGCUAUAAUUGAGCCAAAUUUGAAUCUGGACCAUCAAUGAACAUGACUUACAUGAAAUAUUAAAACUAAAAAGGAAUUCUAAAACCCGUCGUUGGAUUAAACUGUAGAUUUAAAAAUUGUGAUCUUGCUGAUAUCAGGUACAUAUAAGACAUCGGACCCCAGUUAUGUAUGUGGAUCAUCGAAAUACUUGUAUUAAAACUGGAGAAAAAAAGGAUUAAUGUGUGAAUUUCGAAACUUCCUGUCAUAAUGCUUUAUUGGCAUCUGAAGUAAAUAAAGUUCGACACCAGCAAACCAUCUGAUGCAGAUGCGUCUGAAGCAGGGAUCUUUCCACCUUUCCCAACAGCCACCGUCGCACCAUGCGAUCUGUGUUGACAGUUAGUUUUUGGAGCGACACCGCUGCCCCGAACACGAGAAGACGAUUGCUCGAGCUCACCUGUGAUCGCCACCCCUUGGCGUGACGUCACGGCUUGGGUGUCCGAAGCGUGACGUCAAGGUCCCUGGUGGAUGUCGCCGGAGAAGGAGGAGUGAAAAACGGGGAGUGGCUACAGUGCACUACGGUCGAGUACCUCCCCCCUAACUUUUCCUCCUUCUUGUCUUAAACACGGGGAGUCUUUCGCUCCAACCGGUGACAACAGUGGUUAGUGGUUGGCGCUGCCGACCUGUGUGCGUGCGUGAAGUAGUGUUGUGUGCGGCGAUAUUUAUUUUUUCUGAAUCAUCCCCAAUAGCUCUUUGUUCUGCCGGAGACGGUGUCCGUCAACCUCCAGACGGUCCCGCGACGGCGUUCCGUAUGACGACUACGACGUCUUCAGCGGACAACGGCGGUGGUGGCAGUGCCACCGCGGUGUCAUCCCCGUCGCCGCCUAACCUGCUGCCCAAUGCGGCCGGACAGCAGCGGAUCUGCGGUGGACAGUCGCCCGUGUCACCUGCCACCGGGACUCAGGUUCAGCUGACCAGACCAACGCUGCUCAUGGACGUGGCUAUUCGCUGUACUGCCGUGAGUUGUUCCUGUGAUUGCUUCUCUCCUUGCAAGGCUCAAAUUCGCAUCUGUGACGGCUGUGGACAUGGAUGGGUCAGUCAUGCUUUGGACAAGCUGGGGUUUCGUCAUCUAUUCAACUGCCAUCAAGUAGAAGUUGUUCAACCGAGUAUUGCUUUCGACGUAGCAUCCCUGAUGCUUUAUGGAACUCAAGCAAUUCCUGUUCGUCUCAAAAUACUACUGGACAGGCUCUUCAGUGUCCUUCAACACGAUGAGGUUCUACAAGUACUUCAUGGUUUUGGAUGGACGCACGAAGAUUAUGCCAGAGGUUACAUAGUACAGGAUCCGUCUGGUGCAGUUUUGGAUCGUUGGUUGUUAGCUUCUAGAGAAGAGGAGCCUUUAAUUCUUCAACAGUUCCUACGUUUCGGCGAGACAAAAACAAUUGCCCAGCAGUUGUUGCUUCAGGAAAGCAGCGAACGAUCGGAUUUUGUGAUUCAACCUCCUAGAACUGAAUCGGAUAUUAAAAAGUUCAUCGAAAGGACAAACAGAGGCGUUGUUGGAAGUUCCCUUUUCAAGCAGCACAGCAGUCAUAUAUACAGUCACAUGGGGGGCUCAACCCAAUCCCUGCCACUGCUUGGAAGCAAACCUUCAUUUAGGCAUUUGUCAUCCAGUGUGAACUCGACCCAUUCAGCAUCCCCUACUAUAACUUCUCCAAUCAAUUGUACGAGCCCUAUUGCUUUGUCUCCCCUCAAUAAAUUGCAAAACAUGCAACCUUAUGACUUUCGUCAGGAUAAAAGUAGUCCCGAUUUGCCAAAGAGUGAAAAUGUAGAUAGACAAGCUUCAGUAACUGCUUCUCUAUAUGGAAUGAAUUCUGUUACUUCUCCCACAACCUCCGUCCCACAUAUGUCCUUUUCGACCUCUAGUCUAACUAAUGUUUCAAGCACAAAUAACUCGUCCACCUAUACUACUGCUAGUUCAGAACGUAGUGGCAAUGAUGAUGGUGUGUAUUGUUCUGAAGGGGAGGAUGAAGAUGCAAGCAAUACUGCCAUCAAUUUAACACGAUCUUCUUUAACCACAAGUUACAUGGAUUCUGUGUAUGCUGCUAAAAAAGUGAGACAUUUAAGAAAAUCCGCUAAUCCUAUGAAGAGGAGGUGGAAUCCCACUGUUUUGGCUACUUUGUCUACCAAUCCCGCUACAGGAAAAAAAAGAGUACAAUGUCACGUUUGUUUGAAAACAUUUUGUGACAAAGGCGCUCUAAAAAUUCAUUUUAGCGCUGUGCAUCUAAGAGAGAUGCAUAAAUGUACAGUAGAAGGAUGUAAUAUGAUGUUUAGCUCUCGCAGAAGUAGGAAUAGACAUAGCGCUAAUCCUAAUCCAAAGCUUCAUACACCUAACUAUCGAAGAAAGAUUAAUCCUCAUGAUGGCAGAGCUGCCAAUCCUUAUCCUAUAAUCCCACCUAGUGGAAUUUUAGACUUCGCUAAUGGUAUGAUAUCUUCCUAUUCAUCAGGUCCACAUGACGGUGAUAGUAGUUCUGGUUCAGAAAUUGAUCGUAGACCUGUGACUCCCCGAAGAAGUUCCCUUUCGGAUGUUAAAAGUGAUGGGUCAUCAGCAGAAAAACGGAAUCCUUUAUCAAAUACAGAAGAUGAUGUUCCUUUACCUUUGACAAAAAAAUUUCGACUGGAAGAAAAUAUCAUGAAUAAUCGUGGAGAUGAAGGAAUAGAUUUGAGCAUGAAAGAAGAGCGCCGAAAACUCGAAAGUGAUAUUUGCGUGAAAGAAGACUGUCGCGAUUCUGAAAGAGACGCGAACAAUAAAGACAUUCAUUUGAAUAAUUUAAAUGAUAUAAAAGAUCUUCGCAUAACAGGUUCAGAAACAUCAUCUGUGCCUUUUCAACCACACCGAGUUAAUGAAGAUAAAGAAAAACAUGAAACUGACGAGGUCCAAACAGCAAGUUGUGAAUCUGCAAAACAAAAUACUAAUAACGCCAGCCAUACAGAAACUAAGCAUCAGAUGGAUGAAAAAGAUCGUUUUCUCUCAUCUGAGAAAGGUGUCCGGAAGCGUAAAAGUCUAAAUCCUACUAAAUGCCCUACUACUAGUGAUGAUGAUUUGCAGUUUGCAUCUUCAGACGAUUCUUCCAGUGAUACGUAUAUCGAUCAAGACAAUGAUGACAACGGAUUGCUAGACUCUAAAUCUGAUUACUUGACUUCUGAUGGUUCAGAUUCAAUUAAUGAAUUGGACGAUAUUGAUGAUAAUUCAGAAAAUGGAAAAGAUAAAAGACGCGAUGUUAAAACUUCUAGUAAAUCAGAAACGCCCCCCAUGUCCUCUGUUGUUGUUACUACUGCCCAAACUUCGACUCCCAAAAAUAGUGUAGAAAAGAACUACCAUGGACAUGAAAGAUAUAAUGGUUUUUCCAUGUCUGAUUUAGACAAAUUUAGAAAUGAGAUUUCCAUGAAUCAAAUGAAAGAAAACGACGAUAUUAAUGAGAAUCCGUUAAGACAUUUGGAAUCGCUUUCUUUGGGAGCUUUUACAAACAUGAUGAAUGUUAACAACAGAGUAAAUUUUAACCAACGAGGUACAAAUGUAUCAAGUGGAGUUUCUUACCAUGCUCCUGGACUCGGAUUAGGAUCAGUGACGACGACGACUGCACCAAAUCGUGUAGAAUCUCCAGGAAUGGAGAUGAUGCCUUCAUUAAUCAGUAGUUCUCAUCCACCACCCCUAACUUCCAAUUGUCAUUUAAACAACAGUGAUACAGAAAAUUCCAUGUCGGAUCAACAAAUGGGCAUGGUUCCUGUUUUCAGAGAUGCUUCUAUGGUUGGAACAGUUGAAAUUCCUGUUGACAAAGAAAAUCCUCGAAGAUGUACUGCUUGUGGUAAAAUAUUUCAAAACCAUUUUGGAGUUAAAACUCAUUACCAGAACGUGCAUUUAAAACUAAUGCAUAAAUGCACAGUGGAAGGGUGCAAUGCUUCAUUUCCAUCAAAGCGCAGUCGCGAUCGUCACAGCGCUAAUUUAAAUUUGCACCGAAAGCUUUUAUCUACCACUUCGGAAAGGGGGACUGGAAGCUAUUUCGACAAGAGUGGGACAAUGUACCCUUUUCAUCCAGAUGCUUACAGAGGAGAUCUUUUCUCUCGUCUCUAUGAUCAUAAUUCUCUACCUUUGAGUUUUGCUGAUAUUUAUCAUAAUCGCUUGUCUGCAGAAGGUGCUGGAAGUCCUUUUUUGGGUGCUUCGCCGUUCUCCCAUUUGCCUGGUGCCAUGCCUGGAUUUCACCCCGCAUUUCUCCCACCGGCUACAACAGUGGCAAAUUAUAAAAAUGAAAACAAUACACGAUAUCAUCAUGAGCAAAAUAGUGGUCGAAACAGUUCGGUAAGUUCCAUCAGCAAUCCUUCUUCUCCAGGACCUUCUCUUCGAGGCUCUCCCAGAGAAAGUUCUGGACAUUUUCCUGCUGUUAAAUUAGAGGAGGAUCUGCUUCCAGAUUCGGAUGGUAGAUUUGCCUGUACAAUAUGUGAAAAGAAAUUCCACGAAGCUGUAGUGUUAAGAGAACAUUAUGAAAAGAGCCACACACAAGUUCUUUUACAUUGUUCAAUGAAUGGUUGCAAUAAAGUGUUCCUUUCGAGGCAGUCUCGAAACAAUCAUAGUGAUAAUAUUCACAAAGAGAAGAACAUAGAUGCUACAUAGCGUUAUAAGAAGAUAAUUUUAUCUGGAAUUUAACGGAUAGAUUAUUUUGAAACUUGUUAUGUGCCAACGUAGAGCUUUUUGUUUUUCAUGCUUCAUGAUCAUUAAUGAAUUUUAAAGGACAUGAGUGCAAGUACUUUAAGAAAAAUAUUGAUAUAUUUUGAUUUUAAUUUACGCACAUGUUACUUUGUUAAUGUAAGUUCAAAACCUUCUAAAAAGCAAGGAAAACAUUGGUGUUUUAAACCAUGAUCAAAAUUGUUAUAUUAAAGAAUUAUUUAAUUUCUAAAAAGUGUAUCAAUUUUUUUUAUUGAAGAUUUUUAGCCGCCAUCAGACUACAUGAUUUGUGCCAACAACGCACUUCAUCGUAAUUGUAUUUUUAGUUUCUUUUGUAAUGUAUUGAUACGGCAGGCCCUAUCAUUUACUGGUUACAUAUAUUUGUGUAAGUUUAGAAAAUGCUGCUAUCAAAAAAUUUGAUUUGUAAGCUAUGUUCAUAAAUAUGUAUAGAAAUUUGUAUAUAGAAUGGAUUAUUCAGGAUUAAAACCAUUGUUGAUAAAACCACUUUAUCCUAUUUUAUGUGUAUAGUUGCUAGAUACUAAGGAAAGCUCAUUUUUUUUAAAGAAACUGCAUGGUAUGAUCAUGCCCAGCGUAUCAGCUAUUGUUGAACAGAAAAUGUGCCAACAACAAAUAGCAUGCCAAAUUUAUUUAUGAUUAAGAUAAACAUUUUUGGCAAAUACCAGGGAGUAUUGAUGCCUUUAGCUUUCAAAAUAUGAAUUUUUUUCAAAAAGAUGGCAUUCAUUAUCCGAUGUCCACUAGAGACAUCGGUUUGCCAUCUUUGAGUACAAACUGGGUCUUCUCCAUUGUUUUGUUGAAGGUGCAAUAAAUUUUCAUAUACAUUAUACUUUUGCCGCGUUGUCCUUACUUGUGUUUCUGAAAAUGAAAUCAGCUGUGUAAUUCUGUCAUGCGUAACGUUUAAGUUAUUGUAUUUCCCAUUUGUAAUAUAAAACCCGA